AUGGACGCCGUCGCGAAACCUUCUCACAGCGCCAGGCGGCACAAACCCUCCGCCUCCCUGGGCUCCUUAUACGAAGUCCUCGCCGACCUCGACGACAACCAACUCCAGUACCUCAUCCAGGAGAUGAACCACACUGGUCACCAAAACGUUCCCGUGUCCCAGGCCGUCUCGACGUUCGAGGCUUUGAAAUCAACCUCCUCCGCUGAGCCCUUUGCCGUCUCCGAGACGGGCUUCGACGCGCCCGCGCCCGACUCGCCGGCUCGGGAACCGCUGCGUCAUCUAUCAAAGUCGCGUCGGGGAAGGCUCUCACUUCAGACAGCCUUUCAGAGGGCUCCGUCCUUGAGACAGAGGCAUCGCCAGCAGCAGCAGCCAACUCAGAGUCACCGGCCCGCCAAGGGGUACGGUGAAUUGCUCUCAAGUCCCGUCAGCAGCUGCUCCUCGCCCGCCGGCGGCCCUGUUAUCAUGAGCGGGCUGCCCGAACCGGCAACGGUUACGCGGUCCCCGCGGUACGACGAGACCGCUGUACCUCAAUCCGCCAGCCAACCACUUCCAUCACCACCACCAUCAACAUCACAUCUUCAUCAUCAACUGCCACCGCCACCGCCAUCGCAGCCGCAACUUCAACCCCGCCGGCCGUCCACCAACGGAGCCCGAAUGGGACCACCCGCUUACCACCGAAUCUCUCGGCCAGAUUUUAACCUUCCCGAUGGUGUCACGGUCACUGACCUUCUCCACCUCCUCGAGAUUGAGUACAUGUCCUCCAAUAGGCAGCCAUCCUCUUCCUCGCGCAGGUCUUCCUCCUCCUCUACUUCAUCUUCCGUCUCCCGGCCUUCCUUUUCUUCGCCCUCACCAUCGUCACCCGCAUUGGCCACUCGCCUCUUUCCCCCACCAUCGAGAUCAUUCUCUCAGACACCGAACCUGCAUGGACGCUCACCUUUGCGGAGGUCCUCUUCGAGGCUAGACCUUGCCCUCGGUGCAGAGCGAUCGGCUUCCGGAGCCGCCGAAGUCGGAAUGGGAAUGCUGGAACCACGACAGAUGAGGUCAGUGUCGCUCGGUUUCCCGGGCGGCGGUAUGGCCACAUCCAUGUCAAUGGACUCGUUGAGCCGGAGUCUCAAGGGCGAGUCACGGCCUCCCGCGCCAGCGCCAGUCUUUGAAGGAAUCUUUGACGUUUUGGAAAACCAGUAG
Molecule: messenger RNA, 1185 nt
Organism: Colletotrichum phormii
Lineage: Eukaryota; Fungi; Ascomycota; Sordariomycetes; Glomerellales; Glomerellaceae
Exons: 2
Coding region: 1-1185 (394 amino acids)
Source: RefSeq, a predicted model, not a curated record